This is a messenger RNA of Ilex paraguariensis (yerba mate), 365 nucleotides long. The record is from the annotation of a GenBank genome assembly. NCBI's taxonomy places the organism in Eukaryota, Viridiplantae, Streptophyta, Magnoliopsida, Aquifoliales, Aquifoliaceae.
GAGAAAGUGUCCUUUGCCAGCGGGCAUUGGGAGGAGCUAUCCCUUGUCAGUCGACAUAUGCAAAAGCUGGCUCUUACCAGUUGGCAGUAGCUCAGUUGACCACUGCCAAUCAACAAGUGGCCUGGCCCCUACCAACUGGCAGGUGGCUUGGAAAGGUCCUCGCUUGUUCGUGCUUGGCACACAAGCAUAAAGUGCCAGUCGGCAUAGUGGAGAUAGUGGCUUUUGCCACUUGGCAUGAGGAGAAAGUGUCCCUCGCCAAUCGGCAUGUGGAGGAUUUGUCCCUUGACAGUCAGCAUGCACAGAAGCUGGCCGUUGCUAAUUGGCAAAUGGUUCAGUUGGCCACUACUAGUCAGCAAGUGGCCUAG